Leishmania mexicana MHOM/GT/2001/U1103 is the source of this 1788-nucleotide messenger RNA. Its product is annotated as aquaporin-like protein. Gene Ontology annotation, cellular component: membrane. The record is from RefSeq and is a predicted model, not a curated record. Bases 1 to 1788 code for a protein of 595 amino acids. Gene Ontology annotation, molecular function: channel activity. Gene Ontology annotation, biological process: transmembrane transport. NCBI's taxonomy places the organism in Eukaryota, Euglenozoa, Kinetoplastea, Trypanosomatida, Trypanosomatidae. The transcript has a single exon.
AUGGAGGGGUAUGCUCUGGCGGAUGGCAUCCACGGCGCAGAUUCACCUAGCGGAGCCGGUGGCUGGUCCUCUGGCGCCCCGACUCCCCUAAGUUUCGGGCCCCCAUUGGGGUCAGCGGUGCACCCGCCAUGCACGCCGCUGGCAGCCGUCUCUUCACCCACUUCUAAUAACAGUUUGGGCGCCACAGUGGCGGAUGCGUCACACAUGAUCCAUGUGCCGGGCAGCGCGGCCGAGAAUGUGAGCGCCGAUCUUCAAGCUUCGCUCACUCCGUUGGCGUCUACGUCUGCCUCGGCGGCGCACCGACCGACGUCGCAGGGCCCAUUGCCGGCCGCCUCUUUUCUGGCAUCCCCGUCGCUGGCGAUUACGGGGUGGCGCGGUGGCGGUGCGGGCAACAGGACUGAUGAUCCGAACACGUCCUUCUCUGAUGUCACGACGACGUCUGCCACGGGCACACGCGAGGGCAGGCGCUUCAAAUUCGAUCGCGCGGGCAGGCGCCACAUUACUCGUGUCUUCGACCCAACCGAGGUGCCAGCGCUCAAGUACACGAUAGCGGUUUCUGUAACUCGGGAUGGCAAAGUGGUCGAGGAACAGCUGGACCCAUUUGAGUUGGGUCGUCUGUACGGCCAGAGGCAGGCGGCUCUCCGUAAGCUGCAGAGUCGUUACGACUUCCUUGCCGUGCCAGAGUGGGUGCGGCUGCACCCGCUGCUUGGAACCUAUUUCGCUGAGCUGGUCGGCACCUUUGGGUGGGUGCUCACUUUGGCGCUGGUGAGCGUGCGCAACGAGAGCAUCUUCAACAUCUCUGACGCCACCAACAUGACGCCGCUGCCGAUCGGCUUCAUGUUCACGAGCAUAAUCUUCACCUUCGGCUACAUCUCCGGUUCUCAUUUCAACCCUGCCGUGUCCAUCGCCGUGUUUCUCGUGCGUCAGAUGCAGUUGACCCAGUGCUGUGCCUACAUCCUUUGCCAGCUCGCCGGCGGCCUCGCUGCUGGCGUUGUGGCGAUGAUAAUUCAGGGCAACAAGGACAUCUUUGUGCCGUCGGUGUCGAAUAGCUAUGUCUCCUCCGGUAUUUUCUCGGAGCUCAUCUUUACCUUUGCUAUGUGCCUUGUUGUGCUCAAUAUUGCUUACUCUCGCCAGUCUGGCAACUUCUUCUAUGGCUUUGCCGUCGGUAUGACCAUCUCCGCCGGCUCAGCCAGCGCAGGGCGCAUUUCUGGUGGCGCCUUCAACCCGGCUGCCGCGUCGGGGCUGCAGUUGGCCAUGUGUCUAGCCGGCAGGUGCGACGACCUCAAGUCCAUCUGGGUCUACUGGCUCGCCCCUGUCGUCGGCGCCAUCCUGGCAGCGAUCCUCUUCUCACAGAUGGCGCAGCCAGCCGAGACGCAGGUGCUGGAGGACAGGAAGGUGUUCCAGAAUGUGAACGAGCUGCACCGGCAGCGCAUGGCGGCGCAGGCGGCGAUUACCCGCACCACGGCAGGCACUGCUGCAGUGAGAAGCUGCGCAGGCGGCGAGAACGAAGCGAGGUCGACCUCCUCUUCGACCUCCUCGGAGAGGCAGACAUCGUCGUCCUCGUCGACGUCCUCUGAUCCGCGCGGCGCUCGCGAGAUGACGGAAGUGCCUCACACUCGCACACGGCGGAUGCGCGAGGGGCGUGAUGCCGACGAUGUGCAUGCGAGCACUCAAGACGGCGCAGAGAAGCUGGAUAGCGGGCACAACCGGCUGCCGCCGCAGGUGCCGAGCUGUGGGGAAGUGGAGGUUACCACCACCACAUGGGAGGUGUCGACAUUCAAUCGAUAG